This is a messenger RNA of Acanthochromis polyacanthus (spiny chromis), 12158 nucleotides long. It is a transcript of the gene ralgapa1, whose product is annotated as Ral GTPase activating protein catalytic subunit alpha 1. The record is from RefSeq and is a predicted model, not a curated record. Gene Ontology annotation, cellular component: nucleus; cytoplasm. Gene Ontology annotation, biological process: regulation of small GTPase mediated signal transduction; positive regulation of GTPase activity. The transcript is spliced from 46 exons. Gene Ontology annotation, molecular function: GTPase activator activity. Lineage: Eukaryota; Metazoa; Chordata; Actinopteri; Pomacentridae. The coding region runs from base 450 to 8861 and encodes 2803 amino acids.
UCAGGAGUAUAUUGCAUUUUAUGGCAUUCGCAUAUAACAUGAUUUAAACACGAUAAGUUGAGCUAUGUUUGCGUUGAAUUUAUCUGGUAUCUAUUAUUUUGUUUUCCCUCAUCCCUCCUCCGCCAUGAUGUUUUCUAAGUGGACAGCUAACCAGUUAGCUUAGCCCUAAGGCAGCGGACUGAAGGGAGGUGCGAUGGAUGGAUGCGUUGCCCCGCUACGUUGUACAUAUUUGUCUUAGUUAAAACAGUAUGCGCGCUCUCCGACAUAUUCCCCCCUCAGAUAUGCUCCGUGCUGUUGCGGAGGGCUGCUAGUUCGUUAAUAAAUGAUCGAGGAGCAUCGGUUUUUCCUUAUAGUUUGAAGAUUAACGCUAGCCGAGGCUGUUGAAGCGGCUAUACGGCUAGCUCCUCCUUGCUGUCUGCCAUCGCAUUCUUGUGUCUCCUGCCUCAGGAAUGUUCUCCAAAAAACCUCAUGGAGACGUUAAGAAAUCAACACAGAAAGUGUUGGACCCGAAGAAGGACGUGCUGACGAGGCUCAAGCAUCUUAGAAUAGUCAUAGAAAAUGCAGAGCCUGCAGAGCUGAAACAGUUCUUUGACCUGAAUUAUUCCCAUAUCUACUAUGUCUUCUUUGAGAACUUUGUCACCAUUGAGGUCAGCCUCAAGCAAAAAGGUCAUAAGUCCCAGAGGGAGGAGCUGGACUCAAUCCUCUUCAUUUUUGAGAAAAUCCUCCAGCUCCUACCAGAGAGAAUCCAGAGCCGAUGGCAGUUCCACAGCAUUGGGCUGAUCCUCAAGAAGCUGUUGCACACUGGAAACUCUCUCAAGAUCCGUCGUGAAGGCGUGCGCUUGUUCUUGUUAUGGAUGCAGGCAUUGCAGACUAAUGCAGAGCGUGAGCAGCUCUGCAUGUUUGCCUGUUUGAUUCCUGGUUUCCCAGCUCCACUCUGCCAUGGGACUCCACGCACCCUUGAUACCCUGAUCAACCCACCGCUGACUUUGACUGAGACUCAGGUGACCCCAGAAGAAAUCACUCCCCUGGUUCCUCCCCAGUCAGGUGACAAAAACCAAGAAGACCUCAAUGCCUACUUUCUAGAAGCUCUACUGAAAUACAUGGUAAACCAGGCAAAGUCUCUCGAGUGGCGGUGUAAAGAGAACCAUGAACGUGGCUUCAGCUUCCUCUUUGGUCACUUCAGGAAGUUUUACCUUCCUCACAUCUUUCCCAACUUCGCUAUGGAAACCAGCCUCUACAACCCCAUGUUGGAUGUGCCUCCGAUGCGUCCGAAGCCGUACUACAGUGUGGUGCGCAGAGAGCAGGAUGGCGGUGAAACACUGUACUGCACCAAGGAGAGUUUCCUUCAAGCCCGAGUCAUCUUCAUCCGCUGGCUGGUUUCCUUCUGGCUGGAACCUCGACCCAACACACAGACACACAUCCCAGGAACAGAGGGAGAGAACGUCCCCAAGAACAUACAGCGAGCAGCCGCCGGACUGGCUGCUCGAUCUGCAGGCAGCUCAGACGACAGCAGUGGAGGAGGGCUUCGGUCUGACAGCCACCUGGAAGGCAGCAUGAGCUCAUCUGGGCCAGGAGGGGGUAGCAUGGGGCUCUCUGGAGGUCCAGGGACUGUGGGUGAACCUGAGCAAAGCCACUCCAACACAUCUACACUGACAGAGAGAGAGCCCAGUUCCUCCUCACUCUGCUCCAUGGACGAAGAACAGCUGACAGACAUGGAGGUGGUGAGGAGAGUGCUGACCAGCUCCAGAACCAACGUCAACUUCAUCACGGAGAUCUUUAGACAGGCUUUUCUACUUCCCAUGUGUGAGGCGGCUGCAAUGCGAAAAGUGGUCCGUGUUUACCAGGAGUGGAUCUCCAUGGAGGACAAGCCAGUGUUUAUGAAGGAACCAGAGGAGGGCCCUUAUCCUAUAGCCACAGGUGGCAGUCUGGAUUCAGGUUCUCAACUCGGAGACAAAGAAGAUGAGGCAAUGAACAAAGUGAUUGACAGUGAGUUACUGGAGUACAGUGUUCAUGCUGGAGUUCAGACGACACUACAGGUAUUUAUAACCCACUCCUCCAACGUCUUCUUAUUGGAACCAGCCAAUGACAUCAAGAUCCUUUUAGAGGAGCAUGUUGACAUGUGCAAACGAGUCCUGAACAUCUACCGCAGCCUUGUCAUGCAUGAAACCAUGGACCAGAAAACAUGGGAACAAAUCCUCCUGGUUCUGCUGAGAGUGACAGAGUCUGUGAUGAAAAGGCCUCCAUCCAUCAUGCCUCCAGGCAAGAAGAACAACACACUGUCAGGCAGAUUGGCUGGACCCAUCUUUCAGACACUUAUUGUAGCCUGGAUUAAGGGGAACUUAAACGUCUAUAUCAGCAGAGAACUGUGGGACGAUCUCCUCUCAGUCCUGUCCUCUCUAACCUGCUGGGAGGAGCUGGUCACUGAGUGGUCACUCACCAUGGAGACCCUCACAAAGGUGUUGGCAAGGAACCUGUACAGUGUUGAUCUGAAUGAGCUGCCUCUGGACAAACUCAGUGAACAAAAACAGAAGAAACAUAAAGGAAAAGGCAUCGGUUCAGAGGGCCAGCGGCAGAUUGUGGAUCGUUCCUUCUCUAAAGGCUGGAGCAGAGACCAGCCAGGUCAGGCAGCAGCCAUGAGGCAGCGAAGCGCCACCACCGCUGGCUCACCAGGCAUCGAAAAAGCCCGAAGUAUUGUCCGUCAGAAGACUGUGGCCCUGCGUAGCUGCUCUACGGGGGACUCUCUGCUGUCCUCAGCCUUUAUUCGCAGUGCUAAGAGUGCUCCUGCUCUGGCUCCGCCUCUUCCUGUCCUCCUCCACCACCACCACCCUUUACUACCCCCCCUUGCCGACCAGCUGGCAGACCUUGAGGACCCUCCCAUCACGCUGACGUCACGCACCUCUCGGAUGCGCCACUCGUCCCAGAGCGAUGAGGCUCCUCCCACCUCCUGCUCUGAGGUCUUCCAGGGAGGGGCCUGUGACCUGGAUGCCCCAGCCCUGUCCUCCCUCGCAAGGAGCAGCAGUGCCUCAGACAUCAUGGAGCCUUUCAUCGCUGAGCGGGUCAAAGGUGAAGACCCACAGAGGGAUCCCACUUCAAUCCCAAAUCCUCCCCACCACCACUCCACAACUUCUUCCUUACUUGCAGCCAACAGCCACGCAGCUCAACCACUCCCACAAUCCCUCACCUCCCCUUCCCCCACCGCUUUUACCUUGUCCAAUGGUGGUGUUUCCUCGUCCUCAAAGGGACAGGAUGUUGGUAGUGUUUAUGACCAAUUCUGGCCCCAGAGUGGCUCUCGAAAACGAGGUUCUAGUUCUGAUUGGGUAAGUGACUGGGACUCUGCCUUUACCUUUUCAUCUGAAAAGGAAACUGAUGCAGAAGAGGGUGAAUGUGCAGCUACUGUAGAGGAAGAUGAUUUAUUCUCCUCCAUCAGAGAAUACCUCACUCACAAAGGAGGUGAAAGAAAGGAGGAGGCAGGGGGUCGAGAUAGUCCUGCUCAUACAUUAGAAAAUAGUGUUACUUUACCUGCACAGGUGCAAACAGGAGUAGCUAAAACACAACUGGACAAUACAGGACAACUGGGAGAAGCAAAACAGGUGGUAAGAGAUGACAGACAGGUAAGUACAUCAGUCAGACACAGCAGUGUGGAUUCCACAGAGGAGAAUGAGGCAGAGCAGCGGAGUAUCUAUGAGUGCCUUGAGCUGCAGUGUCAGUGGCCAUCACCCCAUGCAAAGGGGAGUGCUAGCUUAGAAAGGAGUAUGGAGGAGAAAAAGGGAGUAGGAGGAAAUACUGGAAGGGCAGCAGGAUGGGAAGGGAAAUUUGACAUGUGGAGUGAAAUAGGAGAAGUGAAACAAGAUGAUAAAGAAACAGCAGCAAAUGACAAGUCAAGUUUAAUUAGACAAGAUGCCAACACAGUUGAAUCGAGCAUUGAACUGACUCCCCAGACUUCAGACCCAACUAAGGCCAGAAUGUCCCGUAGUAGCACCAAAAGGCACCAUUCUGGGGGUGUCCAUGUCAGCUUCCGACCCUCAACUGAGUCUGUCCAGUUCCACAACCCACUUGAGAAUAAGGAGGCCCACUGGAAAGCCAGACUGCGACGACUCAGUCACUUCCACACACAUAGCCACUCAGCUGGGGAGAGACCAGGGGCUGGAGCUGGGGCGGGGUCAGGGGGGAAGCUGGGAGCAGGGGGUGCAGGUAAGUUUGGCUCUGUGGCUGGAAUUAGCCAUAGAACAGGGGCACAUGAGAAACUGUCACCUGGAACUGUUCUGGAUAGCAGCGGGGGAGUGGGCACAGCCGGUGCUGGAGGCCUGGAAAACAGGGCUGGGACAGGAGGGGACAAGGAAAAGCAGCAUCCUGGAUCCUGUGUGGGAUCCAGCAUGGGCCCUGAGGUCCACUCAGAAGUUUUAUCAAGUAGUUCAAGUUCCUCUGGCAUAUCGUCAGGAGUGCGCGGACGUCUGGGGCGUUCAGCCUUGCGAUCUCGAGCCUCCCGCUCACGCUCCCAGGAGCCAGGCAGCACUGCCUCACGACACCACCAGGGGGCUAUUCUCGGUGGUGUCUAUAAGACUGUGGUUCAUGCCCUGUCCUCCAAGCCUCGGCCCAGAGGCCAGGGGUCAUCCCAAGGCUCAUCGCCACAGCGGCAGGGCCGGGCAGCCAUGGGUGAUGCAUCACUAAGGGACCUCUACUCCCAUGUCCUGGGCUACUUUGGACGAAAGACGACCACGCCAGCCAACAAAGAGGAGGUGGUCCAGAAGGCCCGUCCAGUCUCCAGUGACGUAGGAAGCAGUAACCCAAACUUCUCUGACCUCAUGGAUGAGUUUAUCCAGGAGAGACUGAGGGCCAAAGGAACUGCGGGUCGUCGUGGCAGCAGCCCAGGAAGCUUGGAGGUUCCCAGGGACCUGCCGGAGCUCCUGGAGGCUGGUCAGAGUCCCGGAUCACGACCCUCAGAUGACCUUCGUCCCAUUGAUGACCCUGGGGUUCCCUCUGAGUGGACGUCACCUGCUAGUGCCAGUGGUUCCGAUGUCAUCAGCUCUGACAGCCAAUCAGACUCCUUUAAUGCCUUUCAGUACUCCACCUGCAAAUUUGACAAUUUUACUUUUAAUUCCGAGGCCUGUGCAGGAGGAGUUGCAUCUGGUGGCGGAGGAGGAGGAGGAGGUCGAGGCAGCUCCCUGGACCAGGACAGUUUGGGUGGAGGCAUGGCUUGUGAAGAACAGGAAGUAGCCAGUUUGACGACACUUCAUAUCGACUCAGAGACCAGCAGCCUCAGCCACACUGUCACAGUUACCGGUUCUGAGAGUGCAUCGCCCAUGCAUUCCCUCGGGGGCUCUCGCUCCCAGACACCCUCACCUGCCACACUGACAGCAGAACACACUGAUCACACACACUCCCGUUCACACACACAUUUGCAGCUGGACCAGAAGCUCCACAACUCUGUCCUACAGACCCCCGAUGAUCUGGAAACAAGUGAGUUCCCCAGCGAGGACUGCAGUGUGAUGGCAGGCGGCUCUCUAACUGGAUGGCAUGCAGAUGUUGCCACAGUAAUGUGGAGGAGGAUGCUGGGUAUCCUGGGGGAUGUCAACAGCAUCAAGGAUCCAGAGAUUCAUGCUCAGGUCUUUGACUACCUGUGUGAACUGUGGCAAAACCUGGCCAAGAUCAGGGAUAAUUUGGGCAUUUCUCUGGACAACCAGUCGUCGCCACCACCUCCUGUUCUGAUCCCACCCCUGAGAAUCCUCACCCCCUGGCUCUUCAAGGCCACGAUGUUGACGGAACGUUAUAAGCAGGGGAAGCUUCAUGCCUACAAGCUGAUCUGCAGGAUCAUGAAGAGACGACAAGAUGUUUCACCAAACUCAGACUUUCUCACACACUUCUACAACAUCAUGCACCAAGGACUGCUGCACCAAGACCAGGAUAUUGUGAACACCAUUAUCAAGCACUGCAGUCCCAGGUUCUUCAGUAUUGGUCUACCUGGAGCCACCAUGCUGAUCCUGGACUUCAUCAUUGCAGCUUCACGAGUCACUGCCUGCUCAUCACUAAAUGCUCCAAGAGUGGAGGCCCAGAUCCUUCUCGGAUCUCUGGUGUGUUUUCCCAACUUGUAUGGGGAGCUUCCAGCCCUCCACCCCACCACAGCUGAUGUGGUGCUGACCAAGUUCCCUGAUGUCAAGGAGCACAUUAUCAAAACCAUCCUGACCUCUGCCAGGGAUGAACCCUCUGCUCCUGCUAGGUGUGUGGCUCUGUGCAGUCUGGGUAUCUGGCUGUGUGAAGAGUUGGCUCAUGGGACUCAACAUCCACAGAUUAAAGAUGCUCUCAAUGUCAUCUGUGUUACCUUGAAGUACCCCAAUAAGAAUGUUGCACUGGUGGCAUCAGACAUCCUUCACCUCCUGAUCAGUCAUGUGGAUCAUCUUCAGAAGUUCCCACCUGACACUCCAAAGAAGAUCGUAGAGAUUUUAAUCGCCACCAUCACAUACUUGCUGCCCACUACUGAGUCCUCCCCUCAUGAACUCGACAAGAGGCUGGUGGUUUCCCUCCUCUUGUGUUUGUUGGACUGGGUGAUGGCUCUGCCUCCAAAGACUCUUCUACAGCCUGUACAGACGCGAAGCCCCCCAGAGAGAGACCAACCCACCAAGACCCUGCUCAGCUGUAUUUAUAAGGUAUUACAUGGUUGUGUGUAUGGAGCACAGUCUUUCAACAGUCCAAAGUAUUAUCCGCUGCAGCUGUCGGAUCUGUUGAGUCCCGACUAUGACCCGUUCCUGCCAUUAGAGAGCCUCCGAGAACCAGAACCACUGCACAGCCCCGACUCAGAACGCUCCAGCAAACUGCAGCCUGUCACCGAAGUUCGUAGCCGUAUUCAGCAGGGCCUGGUUUCCAUCGCAGCCAGAACAGUAAUCACCCACCUGGUCAACCAUCUAGGACAUUAUCCCAUGUCUGGAGGGCCUGCUACUCUGUCUAGUCAGGUUUGUGAGAACCAAGACAACCCGUUCUGUGAGAGUGCAGAUCUUGGACCAGAACUUUUCCAUUCACCAAACCUACAGUUUCUGGUUCUAAACGGCUCCACGUUGCUCUCAGUGCUACAGAUCCGAUCAGAGUCUGGUGUGCCAGGAGGUGGAAUGACAGCUGGCUUGUCGUCUGCUCCUGCUAGUGUUCGUGUCAUCAUCCGAGAUGUUGCUGGGAAACACUCCUGGGACUCUGCCGUCCUCUAUGGGCCUCCACCAUGUUCCCCAAACAGUCCGGCACACACACUUCUAACACACACACAGUCGCCGCACAGUGCGAAUCUCCAUUUACGCACCCCACCAGGAGGUCCGCCGAAAAAGAUGGGAGUGAAAAGAGAAGAUAGCGAGGAAGAUGGGCAGGAGGAGAGGGGGCCGGAGGAGGGAGGAAGAGGGAUGGAGGGUGACAGGCAAGAGUUUCAGGGAGAGGAGGAGGAGGAAGAAGAGAAAAGGAAAGCAGGAGAGGAGGAGGAUGAAGAUCAGAAAGGAGGUGGAGAUGGAGAACAAGGAGAUGAGGAGGAGCAGGAGGAGGAGAAGGAUGAACAUGGAUUGGAUCGGAAUGGGGAAAGAGGGAAGUUGGCCUUGGAGCAACUUCUAGCUCCACCAUUGGCUAAACGUGUGUGUCGGGAGGCGGUGCCAGCGUUUGACUCGCUGAGAGAAGGAGACGAUGCGUUGGAUGAAAUGCUACAGUACCUCGGAUACUCAAGUCCUGAGUGUCUGCAGAGAGCAGGCAUGCCGCUCAACAUCCCAGCUCCUCCUCCAGCGUGUGUUUCAGAGAAGCAGGAGAACGAUGUGAUCAAUGCCAUCCUAAAGCAGAGUGCUGACGAGCGAGAGUUCGUCCUUCAUAGAGGUGAGGAGUUGAACAUGAGAGCGGUGCAGCAGACUGAACCAGAGACUCAGACGCCACAGUCAGCCUUCUACUACUGCAGACUGCUGAUCAACAUAUUGGGACUGAACUCCUGGGAGAAGAGGAGCAACUUUCAUUUGUUGAGGAAGAAUGAGAAGUUACUGAGAGAGCUGAAGAAUCUGGACUCACGGCAGUGCCGUGAGACCCAUAAGAUUGCAGUAUUUUACGUUGCUGAAGGCCAAGAAGAUAAACACUCCAUCCUGACGAACACAACAGGCAGCCAGGCUUAUGAGGACUUUGUCUCUGGACUGGGCUGGGAGGUGGACCUCACCACACACUGUGGCUUCAUGGGAGGCCUUCAGAGAAAUCGCAGCACGGGCCAGACCACGCCUUACUACGCCACUUCCACUACCGAGGUCAUCUACCACGUCUCCACUCGCAUGCCCCACGACCAGGACCACAACCUCACCAAGAAGCUUCGACACCUGGGCAACGACGAAGUUCACAUCGUUUGGUCGGAACAUUCCAGAGACUACCGCAGAGGGAUCAUUCCCACUGAGUUUGGAGACGUGUUGAUCAUCAUCUACCCCAUGAAGAACCACAUGUAUUCCAUCCAUAUCCUAAAAAAGCCAGAGGUGCCAUUCUUUGGUCCGCUGUUUGACGGUGCCAUCGUGGAUAUGAAGAUUUUGCCGACCAUGGUCAGAGCCACAGCCAUCAAUGCAAGCCGAGCUCUCAAAUCCCUCAUUCCCCUGUACCAGAACUUCUAUGAGGAGCGAGCCCGAUACCUAGAAACCAUCGUGCAGCACCACCAGGAGCCCACCACGUUCGAGGAUUAUGCAGCUCGAGUCUACAGCCCUGCUCCCUGUACUCACCUGCCCUCAGACACAGGCUCCUGCCUCGAGAUUCUUCGGGGAGAAAGUCCGGCUCUUGGGGAGGCCGGGAGCGAUUCGGCGUCCCCCAUGUCUCCUCGGACUAGCAAGAGCCGCAUGUCCAUGAAGCUGCGACGCUCCUCCGGAUCGGCCAACAAGACCUGAGCUCCCCAGAUUCCACGGCUCGGACGGAACGGACACUUCAUAUCGUAUUAGAAAUAUGAGCUCUGCUGUUCCUAAACAAAUUAACUGCUUUGGGAAAAUGAACAUAUCCCUGAUGAUUACGAUGACUGUUCUCAGAAAUUAACCAUCAGGGGUGUCCUUAGAUUUUAACCCAGCUUCUUCAGCAUGCUGCAUUUCUGAUUGGACACUGGCCUUCACUGCACAGAAUCUCAGUUACACAUGCUCUGUUGUACUCUCUAAAAACACAUGUAAUCAUAUUCUGUGGAAUAUAUUAUACUAUGACUUUAUCUGAAAGUGUUCACAAAUGUUGUAUAUAUCUGCAGCUUUGCUUUAAAAACCAUAGAAACCAGUAGAACCAGUGCUGCAGCAUGCUGAUGUUUGUCACAGUAGAAGGUUCAGCCUUAGUAGUGCAGUAUCAGUUCAUAACAAUCUGUGCCAUGUUAGAAAGCGCACAAAUUUCAGUGUAGCCAGGACUGCAAAACGCUUACGUAUGUCACAAUUUACUCUACAAACGGCUGAUGGAGAGAACAUUCAGCGAGGUCAAACUGCACCGCAAAGAAAAGCAGAGUCUGAGCUGUUGAAUGUCGCUGAGGGAAUCUGUAUAUUUGUACUAUAGUCAGUGUGAGUGUGUACAGACGGAGGCAGGAGGGCUGCAUGGAGAAAGCUAGAUAAAAGUCUAUUUUUGUUGUCAGUGCAUCGCAGACAUGUAGAGAUGAAGGCAGGGUUGGUGUGGCCUCCUUAAAAUGUAAAUACAAACUCAUUCAUUUGCUAACAAUAACAGAAGCAAGCAGCCAAAACUGUUCUUUCCCAUCAUUUGAAUCCAGAAUUAAAUCCCCGCCCAAACUCUGAAAGCUGAAAGCGAGCUGACCCUCCUGAUGUGAGGAACGGCGUUUUAGGAAGGAUGGAAAAAGCGUUACUCUUAUCAAUUAUUGUAAACUGAUCAAAGAGGAAGCACUUGUUACACAAUGUUUAUUGUGGCUUUUCUUUUGUUCUCGCUCAUGCUGUAAAACGUGGACAAGCACUGAUGAUCUUUUUUUUUUGCUCAUUUUUUUCUAAAUUGACUGUAAAUUGUGUUUUGACCCGAACAAGAAUGCUGUAUUUUUAGUCCCUCUGUCAUCCGAGGCAAGAAACCACAGCUGUUUGUUCUUUGACUACAUAUAUAUAUAUUCUGUAUAUCUAUAUAUGUAUGAGUAUAAAUAUAUAUAUAGUAGAUCUAUGAAUAUCUCUAAGAAUGUGUACAGUGUGAGGAAGCUUGUUGUGUAUAUAUAUGGUUAUAUGAGAAUAGCUGCCAAAGCCAAACUGUGGUUGAACUUCAGACCACAUAUUUGCUAAAAAAAAAUAGGUCAACACUACAAGAUUUCAGGCUUCAGCAGUCGGCACUUCAUUCUGUAGGAAUUUAAAGGUGAUAUUAUUUUACUCAGUUCAGUGCUCAGCCGUGGUGCCACAGCCAGAUUCUGGAAAAUCAGAGGAAAACUUGGUGUUUGUGUGAUUGUUCUCACUUUGUUUCCCUCUUUAAACAUGAAUUAUUGUAAAGGUGGAGCCUCAUGUGAAACCCAAUAAUACUGUUUGAACUCAGCAACACGUCAGCUACUAAUUUAGGGUUCUUUUGGGUUCAUAAUACACCUAAUAAAUGCCAGAUAGACAAGUUUAGGCCUUUAGUUUAGUGUUCAAUGAGCCCCUGUAUCUUUCUUCUGGAGGCAAUUUAAAGGCGACAAAUCAAAGUGGUCAAAGAGAGACAUAGCCAAAGAGGGGUAGCAGAAAGACAUGAGUUUAUUAUUACUUUUUUCUUCUUUUUGUAAUUUUACUAUUAAAUCCACUCUUCUAUUUAGACUCGUCCCCAGUUUCUCUUGUGGAUGGAGGGGAUCAGAUUGCAGUGUUGUGUGGUUGUCCGUGUUUCAACACUCCAUCAGUUCAGUUUACUAUAUAUAAAACUGACUAAUGGCCCCAAAAAUUUACCUGAGAACUACAAAGUUUCUCUCUAAAAGUCAAGGCUGUGGCUUUUCAGGGUUUGCCACGAUUGUAUGCUUUUUCAUUCAUUUUACACGACGGCUUGUUACUUUAUUUUCUGUUGGCCUGACUGAUCCCUGAUAGAGGAAGCAUGUUUAUGUCAGAUCUGUGUUUAAAAAUAUAGAUCUCUGUUAAAGGUUUUGCUUCACUGCUUGAAGUCUGUGUGUACACAGCCGUAUUGUUUUUUUUUUUAUUAUUUUUGUUGCAGCCAUAGAUUCUCUGUAGAGAGGAAAGGGAUUGUACAACUUUUUUUUUGACCCUUUAUGUGGGGUUGAAAUUUUUCAUUUAAAAAAAUGCCGUUGUAAAAUGAGGUCAGAUUCAUGUACUGUUACUUUGUGUGUGAGUGUUUGAAGUCAGCUGGGAUUUGAGUUGUCCCUUUAAAUUAUUGCUGUUGCAGUUGUUCUUUUUGCUGAGGUGGAAGCAGCGUGGAUUGGUUAAAUGAUCUGUACAUGCUGUAAAUACACCACAGAUCGCUGACUGUGUCCCGGUUUCUUUGGUUACAUCCCGUAAACACACUGACAGCCUGUUCGGUCUGCAUCCCAGACUCCGUCCCAGUCCCUAUGCCACACAGUAACGCCUCCUUUAAGCUCUAACAUUAAAAUCCCUGUGACUCUGUUUGACGCCUGGAGUCCAGAUGCUGCUUUAAAGAUAGUUUUAGAGAUUGUAAAUACUCGUCAGGAUUGCAUUUUGGUAAUAAUAACCUGUGUUUAGUUAAAAACUCUGAUUAGCAAGAACCAAAAUUAAAAAAAUUCAUAUCAGCGACACUCAGCCAGUCAGAUUGGACACGUUUAGCCUUUUUGUUCCAAAUCUGACCCCUCUGUUGCUUUCUUCUGUGAGGAAAAAUUAAUCUCCCUCCAUGUUCGAGCUGCAGCAGCGUCAGUUGCCCCUCAUCAAUAAAUGUGUUCAACUUGUGUGCCUGUCAGUGGAUCUCUGAGUGUGAUGGAUACGGGUUCAGCUGUUGUCCACAUGUUAGUUUGGGACGGAGCUGAUAUAUGUAACUACUGAUUAUACAUCCUGCAUGACACCAGUUCACUACUAACUGCAUGUUUUGACCGGCUGUAUCACCACACACACACACACACACACACACACACACACACACACACACACACACACACACACACACACACACACACACACACACUCACUCUCCACACUCCUCAAAAUAUGUUACUGUCAAACCUGUAGUAUGUAAACAUGUGGAACGUCUAAGUCGCAGGCAGUGUGGAUGUGUGAUGAUGGCAUUUGACAAUAAAUGAUUCGUACCAACAA